AUGAACAACAAGGUGACAGCAGAGUUCCUUGAUGACAGGUACUUGGAGGAGUUCAGGGGCAACCCCAGAUGGAAGAUUAAACAGAUUCAGGACAGGGCCUUAAAUGACUUGGGGAUCAAAAUUACAUACUCCAAGGCUUGGUUGGCUAGAAGCAGGGCAAAGCUUAUAAUAUAUGGCUCUUCAUCAGAGCAAUACUCAAAGGUUUGGGACUAUGGGAAGGCACUGCUGAAAUGGAACCCAGGGAGUGAGUGUAAUGUGGUGGUGGAUGAUAUUAAUCAAAUUGAAAGACCAAUUUUUAUGAGGAUGUUUGUGUGCUUAGCUGCACUUAGGGAUGGAUUCAUUUCUGGUUGCAGACCAGUAAUUGGGGUGGAUGGGUGCCAUCUAAAAGGGGCAUACCCUGGGCAGAUCUUGGUUGCAGUUGGAAAAGAUGGCAAUAAUGCCAUCUUCCCAAUUGCUUGGGCAACUGCAGAGAUUGAGAACAAGGACAGCUGGUGCUGGUUUCUGGAGAGCUUGCUCAAGGCACUUUGUGUGUAUGACCAAGGAGAUGGCUUGACUUUUAUGUCUGACAGACAGAAAGGUCUCAUAGAAGCAUUUGCAGAUGUGGCCCCCAAAGCUGAGCUAAGAUUUUAUGUGAGGCAUAUUUGGUCAAAUUUCAAACUGAAAUUUCAUGGUGCAACUUUCAAGGAAUUGUUCUGGGCUGCUGCUAGGGCAAGCACUCUGUUUGAGUUUGAAGUUGCUAUGGAAAGUAUCAAUUUUUUGGAUGAAGAAGCAUACCAGUGGCUGUCAAACAUUGACCCCCAGCACUGGUCAAGGCAUUCUUUCUCUACAAACUGCAAGUCUAACUUGUUGUUAAACAACAUGUGUGAGACAUUUAAUGCAGUGAUUAGAGAUGCCAGAGACAAGCCUAUUCUAACUCAAAUGGAAUGGCUUAGAAGAUAUAUGAUGAAGAGGAGUAAUGACAAAUGGGAGGCAGCAAAGUCUUGGGAAGGUUUACUAACCCCAUUUGUCAACAAAGUCUUUAAUGGGUUGGAGAAGUAUGCCAUGACAUGUGAGGUUACAGCUUCAAGGGAUGAAAUUUAUGAGGUGAAAUACAAGGAUGAUCAGGAUGAUCCUGAGUUGUAUGUGCACCCACAUUACUAUAGGGUGACAUACUUGGCUGCAUAUGAGAACCCAAUACAGCCAAUGUCUGGCCCUAAGAAUUGGGAAAAGGUCAAGCUCAGACAGCCUUUGCCACCUAUGCUGAAAGUGCAGCCAGGAAGACCUAAGGCAAAAAAGAGAAAGCUUGAACCAGGGGAGGUCACUUCUGCAGCACCUGAGGGCAAGAAGCCAAAGGUGAAGAAACAAUGCAAGAACUGUGGUGGGUUUGGCCACUUUGCCAAAACAUGCAAGGCUGAAGCAGCACCAGAACAACCUAACCCACCUGCAACAAAUCCAAAGGGUGGGGGGCCACAGAUGCAGACUCCUUGGCUUAAGGAACAGAGAAAGAAAAGUGAAGAGAAAGCAGCAAGACAGGCUGCACUGAAGUUGCCACAAUAUCAGCCUCCAACAACAGCACAGGCUGAGUCAAGUAAUGCUGCACCUGCAACUGCUGUGUCAAGCCAGCCUGCAACAAGAACAGAGCCUUUGCCAACUCAGCUUGUUACCAGGAGCAACAGGAGCCUGAGUCAGCCCACAAGAGUGCCAACAACUACUCCUCCCAAAGUCAAAAUACAGACCAGGUCCAAGCUUCAUGUAAUGACAAGCAAGAAGGACAAGGAUCUCAAUCAACUGUGACCCUAGGUCUACUCAUUAGUAUUUUGUAAUAGACAGCCAAGUUUAUUUGGUAGUUGAACAAUGAU
Chenopodium quinoa (quinoa) is the source of this 1838-nucleotide messenger RNA. RefSeq lists its product as uncharacterized. Gene Ontology annotation, molecular function: nucleic acid binding; zinc ion binding. NCBI's taxonomy places the organism in Eukaryota, Viridiplantae, Streptophyta, Magnoliopsida, Caryophyllales, Amaranthaceae. The coding region runs from base 1 to 1773 and encodes 590 amino acids. The record is from RefSeq and is a predicted model, not a curated record. The transcript is spliced from 5 exons.